Molecule: messenger RNA, 2568 nt
Organism: Cuculus canorus (common cuckoo)
Lineage: Eukaryota; Metazoa; Chordata; Aves; Cuculiformes; Cuculidae
Gene: HRG
Product: histidine rich glycoprotein
Exons: 7
Coding region: 64-2154 (696 amino acids)
Biological process (GO): negative regulation of fibrinolysis; negative regulation of endopeptidase activity; heme transport
Cellular component (GO): endolysosome; blood microparticle; extracellular region
Molecular function (GO): heparin binding; zinc ion binding; cysteine-type endopeptidase inhibitor activity
Source: RefSeq, a predicted model, not a curated record
UUUAAAAGCAGACUACUGGCUUUAUCAGAGCAUGGGCAGAAGUGACCUAACACUGCAAACAAAAUGCUGCUUCUAGCUUCAGCUUUUUUUUUAACACUACUGCAGUGCUCUAAUGCCCAAAACAAAACAACCAUCACUCCUGCACACUGCAAUACCACUGAAAAAGAUGCAGGAGUGGCCCUGGAUUUGGUCAACAGGCAUCGCAGAGAUGGCUAUGUUUUUGGUUUAUUCCGUGUUGCUGAUGCACAUAAACUGCAUACAGGAAAUUCAACAGUCCUCUACUUAACUUUGGAUGUGCUAGAAACCGAAUGUCCUGUAUUAUCCAGAAGACACUGGGAGUCUUGUGAAUACAGUGACACCUAUUCCAUGGACUUUGGGCAAUGUAAGAUUAUCACAUAUACAAGCCAGCUGCUGAAGAAACCUCAGCUAUAUGGAUUUAAUUGUACAUUAAGUCCAGUCCCUCCUGAUCUGUUAGAGUGCAAAGAUUGUCCUGUGAAAGUUGAAGUCUUAGAAGUCACUGAGCAACAUAAAAAUAUUGCUGCAAAGGCCCUGGAGAAAUUCAACAGUGAGGGUAACCACACAAACUACUUCAACGUGGACAAAGUUGAAAAGGCUUUAAAGAUGACUGCCUCCCGUGAAGGUCACAUUUUAGGAUUCUCUAUAAAAGAGACCAACUGUUCCAAAUCAGCAGAACAAGAAGAUCAGGCACUGGAAUGUGACUUUCUGGAUGACUGGCAUGCUCACGUGGGAUUCUGCAAGGCAAGAAUUAUUAGUGAUCCAGAUGAACCUGAUGGAACUGAUAUAAGCUGUGAAAUCUACCACCCCUGGCAUGGCUGUGGAAAAAGAUGCAGAUAUUCAAAUCUGGAACAGCUACAUAGACAUCCUCAUCAUCAUUGUGGUUACAAACAUCGUCACAGACAUCAUCCCAAGCAUCAUCCCAAGCACAGGUGUCCAUUCUCUUCUCAAUCCAAAUCUGAAGACCCUGAGCAUAACCAUAGUAUCAAUGGAGAACAUCCAGACAGCCAUGAAGAACCUGUUCCUCCCCACCACGGUGGACCACAUUACCAUCUUCACCCUCUACACCAUUGUCCUCCACCUCCUCCUGACUGUGGGCCGCAUCACCACCACCCUCCUCCCAAGGAGGAACCACAACAUCCCCCUUCUGCUCCUCCUCACAGAGGAUCACACCACAACCUUCACCUUCCACACCAUUGUCCUCCACCUCCUCCCCACUGUGGGCCACAUCACCAUCAUCCUCCUCCACUUCCUCAUGAACCAUCUCACCAUCCUCCUCUUCCGCAUGAUGAACCAGAUCAUCUUCCUCCUUCACAAGAGGAAACACAACACCCCCCUUCUGCUUCUCCUCCCCAUGAAGAGCCAUAUAAUCCUCCUCCUGGUCCCCAUCAUGGACCACACUGUCCUCCUCCUCAUGGACCACAUCACCACCAUCCUCCUCCCCAUCACGGACCACACUGUCCUCCUCCUCAUGGACCACAUCACCACCAUCCUCCUCCCCAUCAUGGACCACACUGUCCUCCUCCUCAUGGACCACAUCACCACCAUCCUCCUCCCCAUCACGGGCCACACUGUCCUCCUCCUCAUGGACCACAUUACCACCAUCCUCCUCCCCAUCACGGGCCACACUGUCCUCCUCCUCAUGGACCACAUCACCACCAUCCUCCUCCCCAUCAUGGGCCACACUGUCCUCCUCCUCAUGGACCACAUCACCACCAUCCUCCUCCCCACCAUGGACCACACUGUCCUCCUCCUCACGGACCACAUCACCACCAUCCUCCUCCCCAUCAUGGACCAUAUCACCCUCCUUAUCACUGCAACGAGACAAGCAUAUUAGGAAAGUACUUCCCAUUCCAAGUAACAGGAGCUGUCUAUCGCAUUCCAGUUCUAAAUCAGCAGGAAUCUCUCACACCUCCCACUCUAAACUUUCAUGAGCUAUCCCAAAGCGGCCCUCACUCCUCCAGCACUGGUGAAGGUAUUCCCAUCUCUGGCUCAAGUCUAGAGGAGGUGCCAGAAGCUCUGGAUUUUCCAGAUCACUCUGUACAAUCCAAGUCAUGCCCAGGAAACCCCAAACUUGUUCUUACAAAAAUUUUGCCUUUAUUUCCACAUAGCUCCAUGGCAGAAAAUUCUCCUACAUGACCUCAGACAGUGGUGCAAUGAAUGAAAACAACACAUAGAAAAGGGGAAACACAUACAAUUUCUAGGGAGAGGAAGCACUGAUAAAUAAUGAUUAAGAUAAGUAUUUCAACCUGCCUCUUGAUCCCAGCUAUCUCAGACUCCACUGUAACUAAACGACUCAAAAUUCCACGUCCUUCAGAUAACGUGAAUGCAUACAAAUCUCCCCAGCAAACAAUGUUCCCUUAGUUCUAACAAAAAGGAAAAAUCCCUAAUAGUGAAAACUGUAAUCUAAAAUCUUCCAUUUUCUCAUCAUUCAUAGUUAAUAACGUACUUCUCUGAGGAAAUCUGACCUAAAGGAAAUUGGACCACUUUCCAUUAGAAAAGAUCCAUGGCAAUACAUUCAUGCCUUUUAAAGAUUCAAAGAAAAUAAAAAUA